GUAUCAUCUCAAGGUGUCACAAUAACAGAUAACACAAGGCGACUUUUCUUUAGGCGGCAUUAUCCUGUACAAUCCGUUACAUAUGCCGGUUUGGAUCCUUCUGAUCGAAGGUGGGAUAAUUCAUACUUGGAAGGUAGUAUGACAAAAUAUGUUAAAAAUGCUCGAAUGUUUGCUUUUGUCGCACGUAAGAUUGGUUCAAGAACGGAUAAUACAUGUCAUAUAUUUGCAGAAUUAGAACCUGAACAACCUGCUACAGCUGUUGUAAAUUUUAUUACUAAAGUUAUGAUGGGACGCAGAUAAAAAAAAAAAUUAAUUUUAU
Messenger RNA from Loa loa (African eye worm), 319 nucleotides. RefSeq lists its product as hypothetical. The annotation marks the transcript as partial. Gene Ontology annotation, molecular function: protein binding. The transcript is spliced from 2 exons. The record is from RefSeq and is a predicted model, not a curated record. Lineage: Eukaryota; Metazoa; Nematoda; Chromadorea; Rhabditida; Onchocercidae.